CGCCGGUUGCGCUUCGUAUGCUGCGCUUCAUAUACAUACAUACUUGGUGCUCCUCCCAGGUGAGCGUCGUCACCGACCCCCUUGCUGCUGAUCAUACGGGCAUUCCAGUGUUUUGCGUUUUGCCAAUUCGAUCCGACAUCACAUCGCCUGCACAUGUCGUGCCCGUGAUGCAAGAACACAACAUCGCCUCCCGAACGGACUACUUUACCCUUGGAGACACUGCCAACAAUUACAGCCACUUCUCAGUCGAGACGCCUUUUGCUUCACCCACCUUCAGUCCUGGGGACGAUACAUUAGCAUACAUAGAACACCCUCUACUGGCAAGCCGCGAAAGUGCAAUUCUGUCACCACCAACGGAACCGCCGAUGGCAUCGAACUUCAUGUCCAGACAGACCGCUGCAGCCCACGGGCAACUGGGUGGCAGACCACGGCCAUACCCAGUCCAGAACGUGCUUCAUGUCACGAGCGACGACUCAACAUCUUCGGCUGAAAGCUCCUCGAAGUCAUCCAUCAGCUCCACCGUCUCGUCACCAGAGCUUGCAAGGUGCUCGCGAUGUCAGCGCACACCCAGCAUAGAUGUUCAGACAGGAAAGAGCAACAUGAUUAGUUACGGCUUGAACCUCUGGUACUGCAGUAGAUGUGCAGCAUUGGUUGGCCUGACACAGCGCUGAAAGACACCAUCACACAAUUGCACUAUCAAACAGCAAUCCUGCUCCAAUCAACGAAUACUCAGAAGGGGUACUAGACAUGUCAGUGCCAGACAUUGACAACAGGAUCUUGGUGCCUCAAUUUAUCAGGUACAAGCAUGACCGAGCUGAGACGGUCUCGUUGCAGGCUGCCGAGUACAGUAAAGAAGUAGUCCAGGAGACACUUCUACUUCCAUGUUAAGGGAGACAAGUGCUGGCUACACAAAAGCAGAGAGCGGGCGAGACUCGGAGAGAAGGACAGGAUUUCUAGGCUGGCGAGCACCGAACAGAGGGAAUGAAGCAUAUGGAUGACGAUUUUAUGAGUUCGCGAAAGAUACCCUGUGAGCAAAUGAACAUUGCUGCCGUAUGCAGCACACCAAGGAAUCGAAAUGAAGACAGACUUCUUGCUAC
Molecule: messenger RNA, 1097 nt
Organism: Pseudocercospora fijiensis CIRAD86
Lineage: Eukaryota; Fungi; Ascomycota; Dothideomycetes; Mycosphaerellales; Mycosphaerellaceae
Exons: 1
Coding region: 168-671 (167 amino acids)
Source: RefSeq, a predicted model, not a curated record